AGGUCCAAAUCUAGUCUAGUCUAGAUCUAGAUCUAUAAAUUUAGAUCUAAUGACUAUAUAAUAUGAUAUAUAGAAAAAAUUAUAGAUCUAGACCUAGAGAGAGUCAAUCUAGAUCUAGACUUCUAUAAAUCAUUUCAAAUCACUAAAAUGGCUUCAUAUUGUUGCAAGUCAAACCUAAUAACAUACUUGCAAUCAUAUUUUGUGACUAUCGCAACAAUACUGGGAACAGGAAUUUUAGGUUUACCUGUGAAGUUGGCACAUUCAGGAUUCUAUCCAUUCCUAAUUAGUUUUAUAGUAGAUGCUUUUGCUCAGUCACUUUUGGUGCACUGUUUCACUGACUUGUUGCAGAGAGCUGUUGCCUGUCAAUAUCAAAGAGGUCUUGGGGAGGAAUCUGUACCAUUGAAUACAAUAAUAGAGGAAGACAUAUUUCUUGAGUCAGAUGAAGAUGAUGGACAAACUAAUGUUCAAUUUACAGGCGCCAUAAUGAAGGGUAAGAUGCAACACAUUCGUGAGGUGCCACUUGUCCAGCCACCAAAUCUUCACCUGCUGGCAAAACUAUUUUUGGGUUGUGGCUUAGAGCAGGUCUUUGAUCUACUCGUCAUUCUUCAUUUUGUAGCUCUCUUGAUUUGUUAUGCCCUUGCUGGGAGUGAAGCUUUUGCACAGUUAAUUGGUGUUCGACAUAUUUAUGUCAUUCCAGUAUUUGUAUGGGUAUUAACUGCCAGUGUCUUGUUUGCUGUAGGGCUCAUUCAGCCAGUAGUUUCCAUACUAACCCUCUUUAAAGGAUUGCUCUUGUUAGGAACGACUACAAUAACUUUCUAUGUUGGAGUAUCAGUGUCUGAGAAAACGACCAAUGACUUUAGUUAUGUUGGAGCCCCUUUUUUGAUGGGCUCUGUUGCACUAGGUGGUGUUUUUAAUACUAUGCCUUACACCUUUGAAAAGGUUCCCUAUAAAAGAAAACAGAUAUUUUUGUACCGUCUCUCUGUUCAAUUAGGCUUGUGGACAUGUGUAAUUUUCAAUAUAUUUUGGUGCUGGGCUGUGCUGGACAUUGUUCCACAAACCAUUGAAUCUGCUUGCUCCUCUUUAAGUUAUGGACUAGCGUUUUAUUCAAACAACAGUGCAAGGGAAACAUCAAUCACUUGUCAUGGAGAGUUAUCUCUUGAAAGUGCUGCUGUAAAUGGUGAGAUCUCCACCAUACCACUGACUAAGUUACUGCAGCGAGAUCACCCUCAAUUCACUUGGGUAGCCAUCUUGAUUCAGGUUUUUAUUGCAAUAAGCAUCACUGUUUCUUACCUGACCAUCGGCACAGCUCUCCAUCAUACAGUUGGCGGUAUAGUUCAAUUCAUGAGUCCAUCAAGAGCUGGGACGACGCUGAGUAAAGCAAAAUCAAAAAAGAAACUCUCUCAAGAAUGGCUUAUCAAAACUGGACUUUCACUAGUUGCAUUUGUCAUUGUCUUUUUAGUGGCCAUGCUUGAUCCACAGGGGUUCGUUGACAUACUAGAAAAAUUUGUUUCCUUUACUAUGAAUGUUGAAGUUGGCAUUUUUGUUUUUCUUAUGCUUCUCUUUUCACACCAUGGAUCUUUCAAGCAUUUAGAUCUGCCGCUGCCUUUAUCCAAGUGCCUUUACUAUUUCAUCUUCCUUCUGCCACUGUUUUUUAAUUUUGCUGUUGUUUAUGAUGUUUACUGCACUAUCAGGGAUAUCGUACAUCCACCAAAGCUUUUGGCAGGCUUCCUCAACCAAACUGUGCAUGGUGUUAAUUCUAGUCAAGAGCAGACACAAAGUGGUCAGAUACAGCUAAUGCCUCUUACAUCUACCAUAAACUGAGCAGUAUGUAUACAUAUAGCUAAAAAUUAUUGUUUUAUUUCUUUUAAAAAGAUUGUAGCUUGUAAGUGUUUUAAGUUGUAUUUUUUUUUUUAUUUUGCUCAAAAAUGAUAUGAUUUAUUACAAAAUGUAAAAAUGUCAGUUGGUGCAUAGAAAAGUUAAACAAAAUUUGUCUGAUUAAUGAAACUGAAAGCAGAAUGCUGUUUGUUACAGCUGUUGUUUUUAAGUAACUUUUUUUUGAUAUUAUCAUUUUUAUAAGUAGAAAGUAGAAAAGUGAUUUAUUGAGUACCAUCUAAUUUUUUAAAUUUAGUAAAGUCAAUAUGAGUGAGCACUUUGUUGCCAGGUUUUUAAAAAUAUUAAUAAUUUGUAUUAUCUUCUCUAUUGAAAGUUCCUAGGAAUUCCCCAUCCAUUUGCAGAUAUAAAUUGAUAUGAUGUUUAUUUUUUCAGUGCAUUUUUAAAGUUAAUAUUCAGGACAACUAGAAAUAGAGUUAGUCAUAUUAAAUGAUUAAAAUUUUCAUGAAGUAAACUCAAGCAAGCGCUGAUAGACAUGUACAAGCUAAGCAUUGAAAAAUAUAGAGUUUAUAUCUUUUGAAAUAAAACUCAAAUUCCUUACUUUAAUUUGGUCUUCUUUUGUAAGAGCAUUUACCUAGUUUUGUUAUCACUCUUGUCCAGUCUCAUAUACCUUUACUGUACUUGUGACAUGUCACUACAAUGCUAGUUUACCUGUACCAGGUUUCAUUCUCUUCUAUUGCUUAUCAUUUUCACUUUGCUGUAUCCCCAGUGUUUAUUUUUGUUAUCUUAUUAGAUAUUAUUAGAUCCAAUAAAUUGCUUUAAAUUGAAAUAAUGGGGGGGGGGGUGAAUGUGUCCAGAAGGGCUGGGAAAGUUUCAGUAAGUGUUGUAUCACAAGGAGUUGGGAUUGAUAUAUUAGGAAGGUCUGGAGAUGUGCAAUGCAAUUAAGUGCCUCCUCAGGUAGUAUUUCAUUGCUUAUAUAGUUUGGAUUGAACGGAUACAUCCCUGUAGUCUUUGUGCUGCUUGGUGCAAUCUCUGAUGGUUACUCCAAACUUGUUUCAGUACUUCUCCAUAAGGUUUAAAUUUGUUUCAUUGCUGAUCAUGGAAGCAUCCUCCCUGAGAGCAUUUGUCCAAGUGAGCUUCAUAACUCCAAAGAAAGCCUGAUCCUAGUGGCUGUAUAAGGUGGCUACCAAGAGGCAGUAGAAUCAAAUAUUGUUUUCUGAACAGACAACAGAGUAGUGAUUUUUCUAGAAUGGAUGCAUGGCUUGUGUAACCAUAAAGCAUUUUUUUUCUGAAUGCUUGACUUCAUUCCAUUCAGAAGUGUCACUCUACAUAUAUUUUUUUUCUGAACGAUUGAUCACUUAAUAAGAUAACAUCCACUUGAAAGUGUCAUUCUCCCCUUCCAAGAUGGAAAACUCCAUAUCUGUCAACUUUGGCCUUAAGUUACGAUUAGUUCUCUACAGAGAAACGAAAACAAGCAUUUCAGAAAUGUACAAAAUGGAGAAUAUGCAAAACCAUAAUAUUUGUUCCGCAAAAAAAAAAAAUUAAGUAAAAUGGACAAUAUUAUGUUUGCUAAUCUCAAUCUAAUUUCAUUGGCUGAUAUAAAGAUGAAAAAUGACUGUUGCUUUUUGAACAAAAUUUUAGCUCUUAGGUAAGCCAACUUACACAUCCUUAUUUCCCUUUACUCAGCAAGCAGUCAGAACAUUGAAAUCUUAUCUUCUGAAGGGAAAAUGAUUUUUUAAAUGAAUUUUAGGGUUAAAUUUAGAAUGGUAGAAAGGUAAAUCUUCAAAUUUUGCUACCGGUAUUUAAAGUAAUGAAAGAUUGUUGGACACAUUUCAUAAGAUCAUAUUCAUAAUAAUGUGUAAAGUUCACAAACUUUUGUCUUCUUUUAACCUGGUACAAGUAUUUUUUUUCAUUUAAAAUACUAGUAAAUAUUUUUAAAAGAUGCAAUAGUGGUAAUAAUAGGUUUUUGUUUUUUUUUGCCUUAUAUUUUUUUUAUAUAAUAUAUGUCUAAGCUGCAGCAGAUUGAAAAGUUUCCAUUAUGAGGUUUAGGAAAAAUUAUUUCAUGUUGAAAUGUUUAUGCUAUUUACCUUAUAACCACAUUUUCAUACAAAACAAAACCUACUUUAGCAUCCAAUAUAAUUUACUUUUAUCCUGAUCUAUUUUAAAUGACUUAGUUCAUUCAUUUGUGCACCUUUCAUAUUUGUUUUAAGUCAUUGUUGAAAUUCAACUUAUUUGGUUUCCAAGUAUUUUUUUUUUAAAUCUUUUAUCAGUAUUUUAGUCUAAAAGUAUUUAAAUAAUUUAUUGGCUUUAUUAAGAUGUAUUUGCUGAUAAAAUGUGUGUUCUUGUAACAUUAUUCUGAAUAACCAAAGCCAUUAAAGCAUUUCACAAAUUAAUUAACACAAGUUGUUAAACCAUAAAUACAUUCCAACCUAUAAAAUUAGAACAAUGCCCCUCCCCCCAUCCCCCCAAAAAAACAGACAAAAAAAACUCUACAAAGUUCAUUGUGAAUUAUAAAACUUGAUUUGUGUACUUUGGUUAAAGAAAGUCCAGCCACUGGGACAUUAGAUGUGUUAAAGAAAAUAUAUUGGUGACAGAAUGAAAUAUUCAUUUUAUCAAGCAUCUUUACAUUAUUGCCGCAAAGCAGGAUCAUCAAUAUUUUCACCUGGUUUAUCACUGCUUUUUUUUAAAAUAAGCUUUUCUUUUGUUGAACUAUCCUAAUGACUUCCAUGAAGUAAAAAAAAAUUUUAAUUCCCAAUUCUGUUUGUUUAUUUUAAGAUUCUCUACCGUAAUUCUAUGUUUGAUGUAAAAAUAUUUUCCAUCUUUUAAUUUUUCCAUUGUUAUUGUCAUAUAUAUCUAUUUAAUAUUACUCCUUAGCAUUCAUUAAUAUUUAUUUGCCUUACUUUUGCGAAAGGUUAUAUUUCUUAUGUAUAUACAGUGCCAUUCUAUUAGAGGGCCUUUAUUUUAAUGAACAUAUAAUUAUUUUUAAAACAUAAUUAUUUGUGUUGUGAUCUUCAGUAUUUUCCAGCAUUAUAUUUUAUGUUAUCUGGGACAUAGGAAUAUCAAAUUUUGCUCACAAUUUGCCUCACUCUAAUGUAUUAUAUUUUAUUUUGAGUUAUUUAUAACACAUAUUUAUAUUGCUAUAGUUUAUUGUGUGUUUUUUACAAAGCUUAUAUCAAUUCAUUCCAAAAUGUCUGGUACAAAUUUUGAAUAUGUUAUUUCUCCCACUUCCCAUUCUCGGAUCAAGUUGAAAUUUUGCACAAUUAUCCAUGUUUUCUUACAAAGCACAAAUCAAUCAAAAAAUUAACCAAUUAGUUAAUUAAAUAGUGGAAAUUUAUUAAUUUUGUUUCAUAUUGAAAAGGGAAUAAAUCUUACAGUAUUGAGAGAAAGGGUUGUAAAUGUGGAUAUCUUCCCCCCUAGAUAAGCUUUGUUUUGUUAUUUUUAAGUAUUUUUUAUAUUUUGCUUGUUUAUGUUUAUAAAUAUUGUUAAAAUUGUUGGAUUGGAUAAUUUAUUCCACAGGAUAAUUAUUCUUCCCUUAUUUGACUAUUUAGUUAUUUUAUGAUGUCUCUUUCUUUUUUUUUUAAUCAGUAUCAUUUGACUGUAUAAAUAAAUUGUGUGUUACUUUCUUUGUUGCUUAAAUGUAUCUAUCGUUAUCUCUGUAUCUACAUACAGAAAGGUAGUGCUACUUGGUAACUAACCAGGCUUAAACUAUUAAGCUAAUGUAGGCCAUCAUAAAUAUUGACACAAUGCUAUUUGGAUUCCAAGCAUGAUUUAGCACUGGGCAAUGUGAAUAGGAUGGUAAAUGAUGUAUUAAUAUUUAUAAUUAUAUUGGCAGAAAGUGUUUUUUUUGGAAGUUGACCUUGCUCAAUAUAAUAAUUUGUUUUUGUAAUUUUUAUUACUUUGUUAUAAUUAGCCAUCAUAAUUUGAAUUAAUCAACAGCUACUUGAAUAACAUUAUAAGCAUUUAUUUUAAUUACAUUAUUUGAUUAAGGAUUUAAAUUAUUUUAAAUGAAUGUUUUCAAAUAUUUUUUGUUCUUUAAAUAAAUAUUAUAUGGACCUUUUCUUUUGGGAUGAUGUCACCCAAUGCCAUUUAUAAAGGCUGUAGAAUGUUUUUUGACUGAAAGGAUCAUUGGUUACCUAAUGAACACCUAACAUUGUUCAAUCAUCAUACUUUAGAACAAUGCAACUUCAAAAAUAACCUAACAUACACAUCUAUAACAUUAAAGAAGAUUACCCAUCACAAAUGGAAGUUCUCAAUCAGACACAGCAGAAAUAAAUACCUAUCACUGUUAAUAUUAAUAGCAGGAGAUGUAGAGUCAAAUCCAGGGCCUAGAUCUAAAGAUAGAUGCAACAUCUGCAAAAAAAUAUGCACCCUGAAACAGAAAGCCAUUCAAUGUGACACCUGCGAUGAAUGGUACCAUGCAUCAUGUCUCCAUAUGAAUACACCUGUGUAUUAUGCCUUAGGCAACAAAGACGCAUCAUGGCACUGUGUACCGUGUGGGUUACCUCAGUUUACAUCAGGACUGUUUGAUUCCUUUGAUGCGGACACUUCUAACCCAUACAACAUCCUAAACACCAUCCCGAACCAAACUCACCAACCACUAGCCAGAUCCACUCCUGUUAAACCUAAAUCUACUAAAAUUAAUACAACAGCCUCACUAAACAAACCUACUAAAGAAGUAAUACCAAAAUACCUUAAAACCUUAGUUAUAAAUUUUCAAAGCAUUAGGAACAAAACAGCAGACUUAGAAAUUUUAUUAGAAUGUGAGAAACCAGACAUAAUUGCAGGAACAGAAACUUGGCUGCAUCCUGAAAUUUAUAAUGCAGAAAUUUUCAAUAGUAAUUAUGAAAUUUUUAGAAAAGAUAGGGCUGAUAAUCAUGGAGGAGUUCUUUUAGCAAUAAAAAACACUCUUAUAGCAGAAGAAAUUACCUUACCUAACUCAAAAAAUGUAGAAUCAACAUUUUGUAAAAUUAAUACCACCUCAACAUCCCUAAUAAUAGGCAGCAUUUACAGACCACCAAAUUCUAGUUUAGAAUACAUGCAGGAACUAUGUAAUCAGAUUACUACACUUAAAGAGACAAAUAAAAAUGCAGUUUUUUGGAUUAUGGGUGAUUUCAACCUACCUGAUAUAAAUUGGAAAACACUAACCAUAGAUAAACACCAAAACCUUAAGGACAUAAAUGAGCUUUUUAUAGAAACUUUACACAACCUAAGUUUAGAUCAAAUCAUUAAAAAGCCAACUAGAUUAAACAACACAUUAGAUCUCUUCUUAACCAACAGACCUGGAUUAGUAGUUGAUUAUGAAAUUAUCCCUGGUCUUUCAGACCAUGAGAUCAUAAAAAUACACAGUCAGAUAAAAGCAGUAGCCAAUACAAAACCCAAAAGAAAAAUCUUACUCUGGAAUAAAUGUAACCUAACACAACUACACCAAGCUGCACUAAACUUUCAACAAACAUUCUUAUUAGAAAAAGACAUUAACCAACCAGUCGAUGACCUCUGGAAUUUCAUUAAAAACCAUCUUAAAAGCAUUAUAGAAAAUCAUAUACCAACUAAAUACACAUCAAACAAAAUAAAUAAAUGCUGGUUUAAUAAUAGACUAAAGAAGCUUUGUAAACAGAAGGAAAACCUCUAUAGAAAAUUUAAAGAAACUAAUGCAGAAAGAGUUUACAAAAAGUAUAUAAAAAUUAAACACUUAACCCAAAAAGUAAGCAGACAGCUGCAGAGUGAAUACAUAAACAAUGUAAUAUCUAAAGAUAACAACAAAAACCUAUGGUCAUACAUUAAGUCUAAGAAAAUGGAAACAACAGGCGUAGCGCCAUUAAAAGAUGAACAUAACAUAAUACAUAAUGAUAAUGAAACUAAAGCAAACAUUCUAAACAAAUACUUUGCAUCAGCAUUCUCAGCCCCAGGAGACAAAGACAUAUUACUGAAUUUGAACCAAGUAGACAACAUAGAAGAUAUAGUAGUACAAGAAAAUGGAAUUCAAAAACUAUUAGCCAACACCAAACCAAAUAAAGCUUCUGGACCUGAUGGUAUUCCAGCUAGAUUACUCAAAGAACUAAGUAAUGAGCUGGCCCCAGUGUUCAAAAUACUCUUUCAGGCUUCACUUAACCAGGGCAGAGUACCAAAGGACUGGAAAGAAGCUAAUGUCACCCCCCUAUUUAAAAAAAGGAGAAAAAUCUGACCCAGGAAACUACAGACCAGUAUCACUUACCAGCAUCACAUGUAAAAUCCUAGAACACAUAAUAUGUAGCAACAUCAUAAACCACUUAGACAAACAUAAUGUCCUCACACCAUACCAACAUGGCUUUAGGAAAUAUAGAUCAUGUGAAACACAACUAAUAGGACUAAUUGAUGAUUUUUCAAAAGGUUUAGAUAAUAGUGAACAAAUAGAUGCUAUCUUACUAGAUUUUUCUAAGGCUUUUGACAAAGUUCACCACCAUAGUUUGCUUAAAAAAUUAAAAUAUUUCGGCAUUAAUGGUCCACUGCAUCAGUGGAUUAAAGACUUUCUGAUAGGGAGAGAACAAACUGUAAUAAUAAAUGGCUCUAAAUCAACACCGAUAACAGUAAACUCAGGUGUACCUCAAGGUACAGUCUUGGGUCCACUACUAUUUUUAAUUUACAUAAAUGAUUUACCAAAUUGCAUUAGUUCAGGAACAAAAGUCAGAUUAUUUGCAGACGAUUGCAUAAUAUAUAGAACAAUAAAAACAACACAAGACAUAGAUAUUUUACAAAGAGAAUUAGAUGAAUUACAGAAAUGGGAAUCAAAUUGGAGCAUGUCUUUCCACCCAGAAAAAUGUCAGUUGUUAAGAGUAACAAAAAAACUAAAACAAAUUAAUUCCACUUAUCUUAUUCAUGGCAAACCAGUAUCACAGACUAAAAACGCAAAAUACCUAGGUGUUAUAAUAAAUGAAAAACUAUCAUGGAAUCCACAUAUUGAUGAAACUACAAAAAAAUCAAACAAAGCAUUAGGAUUUAUUAAAAGAAAUUUCUAUAAAUCAAAUAAGAACAUAAAACUAAAAUGUUACUUAACCUUGGUUAGGCCAAUAAUAGAAUAUGCAUCCUCCGUUUGGGACCCCUCAACCCAAGAAAACAUUAAAAAACUGGAAAAGACACAAAAUAGAGCAGUGAGAUUCAUAACAAACGAAUAUUCACAUUUGACUAGAGUAACACCUUUAGUAAAAUCACUAAAUUUGAAAAGCCUUCAGGACAGAAGGCUCAAAAGUAAAGUAGCAAUCAUACAUAAAACACUGAACCAUAAUCUUCAAAUACAAAAACAAAAUUUAAUAAAAUACUCUGAAAGACACAAAGAUAAAGGCACAUUCCUCGUCCCAUAUGCUAGGACAAAUUUGUACAAAUACUCCUUCUUCCCUAGUGCUAUUAGAGCAUGGAAUGGGUUGCCUGAGCUAGCCAGGAAAACCAGUGACUUGGCAGAAUUUAAGUCAUUGGUUAAUAUGCAUGACUAAAUGCAAGACGCGUAGGACGUAAUCAUCUUCUUUUUUGAAGUAACGUCUGUAUUAUAUAAGAUAAGAUAAGAAGACUGAUGUCAGUGUUUCUGUUUUCUUGGUACAGCAGUUGCUUAUGAUAUUGUUGCUUAUAUAUUUUUUUAAAAUGCAUGAUAUAAAUAUUACUUUAUGUAAAUCAUGAUUGGGACUGAUUUUGCUAAUUUACUGUGAUGUUGCAGGUGUCUUUAUUGUUGGUGCUGCUGCUGUAAUUGUUUCUGAUAUGAUUCUUUCACGUUUUGCUUUUAUGUUAUUAAAUAUUUCUAAAUGCUGUUGUUUCACAGACUGGUAUUAAAUAUAUAUAUAUAUAUAUAUAUAUAUAUAUAUAUAUAUAUAUAUAUAUAUAUUAAGUUUAGUCAGGACUCAAUAAGAUUUAUCUAUCUGUAUUAUUUAAAUUUUGGAAUAGUGGUCAGAGUGUACUAUGAACAAAUAUGCCUCAUCGUGUUGUAUUCUUGCUGGACUGUUGUUCAGUCAUCUUGCUGGUGCUGGGUUCAUGCCCGGCCUGCUGUCAUCCUCCGUCAUGCUGCCGGAGGUUUGGACUAGGAAAUAGAUUAUCUACAAAUUUAAAGGAAACAUUUAAAACAACAAAAAAAAAAAAAAGAAAAUUAUUUGGCAAAGAAGUUACAUUGUAGUUAGUUCUCAAAGCAUUUUUUCCACACUUUAAAUGGGAAUCAAUUGGCUUUUGCAUGUUAGUUGUAAUUCUAAUUUGCAUAUUUAUUUUAACCAAUUUUUCCUUCGGAAAAAAAGUUAUUAAUUUUCUACAAGUCCUAGUCAUACACAAUUGAGCAUUAGUGAUAUAUGUAUAUAUAAUUGUGAAUCACAAUUGUUAAUGGAAAAAAUAUCAAUUGUUUGCUUGUUCUUCAGCUGCAGUUUGUAUUUUGGGAGGAUAUGGUGACAGAUUUUAAUUUUAAGGAAAAUAUAAAUGUUAAAUUCAAGGUAGUACAUGCUCAGCAUAAUAAAAUACUUGAAAUCUAAGAAAGAAUUCUGUACAUUGUAUUUUAAAGAAAAAUAGACUUUUGUUUUGAUUGUGUUGAUUGUAGGCUUGGAAACCUUUUACCUUUUGAUAAACUUUUUUUUAAUUGAACUGAAUUUUGUAUGAAAUAUUGUUUUCAAUUCUGGAAAUAAAUAUUUUUUUUCAAGAAAGA
Biomphalaria glabrata is the source of this 10474-nucleotide messenger RNA. RefSeq lists its product as uncharacterized. The record is from RefSeq and is a predicted model, not a curated record. The transcript is spliced from 18 exons. Bases 148 to 1821 code for a protein of 557 amino acids. NCBI's taxonomy places the organism in Eukaryota, Metazoa, Mollusca, Gastropoda, Planorbidae.